AGCAGUCGCACACGGAAGAAGGAACACAUUAACAGGUGGAAAUAACUCACAGACACAAGGUGUAUCUGACAGUAAAUCACAGUCUACAAUCUGAAACACAGAUUCAGUCAAACAGAUCAGGAUGAAGACGCUGGCAUUGCUCUCACUGAGCCUGGCAGUGGCUCUGGGGAUGCCACCAUUUGCUCAAGACAUGGCACAAAACCCUGUGUUGACUGAAGAAAACCAGAGCCCUGUCAAGGGAGACUGGGUUCCUGUGCAGGGUCAUGUGGUGGUGGAGGAACCCGCACCACAAAUGAAGCCAAGCUCCAAGGAGCAGCAGGAAAAACUGGCUGCAGUGCCAGUGGACAUGAAGCCGAGCGUGGUGGAGCUAGAGAGCAAAGUGAAGCCACAAGUAGAAGAGAAGCAAGAGGUUGAAGUAAAGACAGAGGAUAAACCGGAGCCAGAGGUGAAAGUGGAGCCUGAAGUGAAGGUGGAGCCAGAGGUGAAGAUGGAGCCUGAAGUGAAGGUGGAGCCAGAGGUGAAGAUGGAGCCUGAAGUGAAGGUGGAGCCUGAAGUGAAGGUGAAGCCAGAGGUGAAGAUGGAGCCUGAAGUGAAGGUGGAGCCUGAAGUGAAGAUGGAGCCUGAAGUGAAGGUGGAGCCUGAAGUGAAGGUGGAGCCUGAGGUGAAAGCAGAGCCAGAAGUGAAGGUGGAGCCAGAAGUCAUGGCUGAAUUCAAGGUUGACAUGAAGCCAGAGGUUGAGAUGGAGCCAGAGCUCAAAGAUGAUCCCGACUUUAUGGUGGAGUCAGAGGUUAAGGUGGAGCCAGAUGUUCUAGAGGUGUUUCAGAGGCGAAUGAACCUUGAGGCAGAGACUGAAGCAAGUCAGGACAUUGAAGAGAGGCACAUCGACAUGGAGGGAGAAUAUGAAAUGGUGGCUGUGCCAAUCAUGGACUUGGAGCCAAUGGAUGACGAUGAUGACACAGAACUGUCAGAAGUAGAAAAGUCUUUGAGGGCAGCAUUUCAGAAUCAAGUCCCUGUCAAUCAACCUCUGCCAGAGGAAGAGGAGGGGUUCAUACGGGAGAGGACCUAUGUUUUGAAUGAAGAGCCAAUCAUGGAGCUGGAGACACUGGAUGACGACAACGUGCCUGUAGAGAAACUGAGCAAUUCAGUGCUGUUAGGAGCGAAGGGAAACCCUGAAUUGGUGGGUGAGCCAAUCAUGGAGCUGGAGCCACUGGAUGACGACAACGUGCCUGCAGAGAAACAGAGCAAUUCAGUGCUGUCAGGAGCAAAGGGAAACCCUGAAGUGGUGGGUGAGCCAAUCAUGGAGUUGGUACCACUGGAGGACGACGACUCAGAGCUGUCAGAAGUGGAAAAGUCUAUGAGGGCGUCAUUUCAGAAUCAAGAUCCUGUCUAUCAACCUCUGCCAGAGGAGGAGGGGCUCAUAAAGGAAAAGAUGUAUGUUUUAGAUGAAGAACCAAUCGAGGGGCUAGACCCUGAAGAGCCUCUUUUAUAUCAACAGAUCAUACCAGAUGCUGCUCUCAUGGACGAAGGGCCAGCUUUGGACAGUUUGGGGCAGCCGAUGCUACCUUUAGAGGAGUAUUACCCAAAUGAAGAGGCUAGGGUAUGGAUGGGGCAGGACGAAAUGCAAAACUUUCGCAUGAUGGAGGGGCCGGACUAUGUGAUGAUGGAGGAACCAGGGAAAGAGUCAAUCAGAGAGAAAGAGCCAGCAAUGGAGGGCGGUCCUGUGCAUUAGAUCAGAGAUCAGAUUGGUACAGCACCUCAAAGAGAAAGAAGGUGUUUGCUGACGCAAUCACCAAAGCAAGGUUAAGUGUAAAUAAAAUAGUAUGAAUAUACAAACAUACAGUAUGGACAUGAGGAAUGAUUACAGUGACCAACAAUAAGUGUUUAUAGGUGCAUGUGAUUUUUGUUUGAAGAUAAGUUCGGAAAAAAAAAAAAUGUGAACGUAUCCUGUAAAGAGAAACAAGUUUGAAAUGCUGUAAUUCAAUAGUGUUAAAAUGGAUGUAGUGUUGGUGUCAUUUCAGCAUUUAUAUGCACCAAUUUGUGCCUUUUCUGCUUUAAUGUAUGGUGUCGAUGUCUUUUAUUUUUACCAAAAUAAAAGUCUUCUGCUA
Molecule: messenger RNA, 2105 nt
Organism: Epinephelus fuscoguttatus (brown-marbled grouper)
Lineage: Eukaryota; Metazoa; Chordata; Actinopteri; Perciformes; Serranidae
Product: cytadherence high molecular weight protein 1-like
Exons: 2
Coding region: 122-1729 (535 amino acids)
Source: RefSeq, a predicted model, not a curated record